AUGACUUGGGAAUUGGUUGGGAUUCCUUGUAGGCAUGCUGUAUCUGCUUUGAGCUAUAGAAAACAAACACCUGAGGAUUUUGUUGAUGAAUGCUACACAAGGGAGAAAUAUGCUAAGUGUUAUGGAUUCUCUGUGUCACCUAUAAAUGGCCAAGACAUGUGGCCAGAAACUGAGAUUGAAGACAUGCUACCACCAGCUUACAAACAAGGGCCUGGUAGACCUAGAAAGGUGAGGAUUCGAGAAAGUGGUGAAGAGGGUGCUAGGAAAAGAAGGACUGGGGUUGCAUACAAAUGUACAAAAUGUGACCAGUUUGGUCAUAAUGCUUUGACCUGUAAGAGCCCCACACAGGACCCUGUUGCACUCAAAAGAAAGAGAAAGGUCAAAGCUAAAGUUACUGAGGUUGUUCAGAAUGAUGUUCAGAAUGAUGUUCAGGCUGAUAAUGAGGAGCAAAAUAAUGUGGAGAAUGAUCUGGUUCAGAAUGAUGAUCAAGCUGCUGUCCAAAAUGAUGUAGAGGCUUACCAAGUUCAUGAUGAGGUGCCAAAUGAUGUGCAGCAGAGUCAGACCCAGUCUAGUGUUGUAGACAAUAGUCAACCACAGCCCAAGAAAAAGAAAACAAUCAAACCUCACCAUGGUUUAAAGAUAAGGAGGAGUGAAAGAGUCAAAUUAAGUUGGUUCAAGAAACCAAUUAUUGGUCCAGGUUCAUCUGAGCAACCAAUCACAGUUGAAGACCAUGUAGAGACAUCAUCAAGCCUUGGAGUGUCAAGUAGGUCUUUGAAGAAAUGGAAGAAACAAAAGAGCAGUUGA
Vicia villosa (hairy vetch) is the source of this 804-nucleotide messenger RNA. RefSeq lists its product as uncharacterized. NCBI's taxonomy places the organism in Eukaryota, Viridiplantae, Streptophyta, Magnoliopsida, Fabales, Fabaceae. The transcript is spliced from 2 exons. The record is from RefSeq and is a predicted model, not a curated record. The coding region runs from base 1 to 804 and encodes 267 amino acids.